This is a messenger RNA of Linum trigynum, 1122 nucleotides long. NCBI's taxonomy places the organism in Eukaryota, Viridiplantae, Streptophyta, Magnoliopsida, Malpighiales, Linaceae. The record is from the annotation of a GenBank genome assembly.
UUCGUGAUUUUCGGGUUCGGCGGAAAUGCGAUCUGGUUACCAUUUCGCACUCUCCAUUGGCAAAGCCUCUCUGAGCUAACCAAAUCCAAUUCACAGCUCCCAUUUUUCUGCAUCGAGCGAGCGAGCGAGCGAGAGAAACUGUGAGAAUAGCCGGAAGCGGGAGCGAGCGAGGGAGCCAUUUUGAUCUGCAACUGGUGCCAGAGUGGGAAACUCGCGAUGUUCCUGCGGGCGAUCGCGCGGCCAUUGAUGGCCGGGGUGAAACAGACGACGGGGAUCGUCGGGCUCGACGUCGUCCCCAACGCCAGGGAAGUGUUGAUCUCCCUCUACUCCAAAACCCUAAAAGAGAUUCAGGCGGUCCCUCCUGACGAAGGCUACCGGAAGGCGGUGGAGAGCUUCACUAAGCACAGGCUGACGGUAUGCCGGGAGGAGGAGGAUUGGGAGGCGAUCGAGAAGAGGCUCGGUUGCGGUCAGGUCGAGGAGCUGAUCGAGGAGGCCAGGGACGAGCUCAAGCUCAUCGAGAAAAUGAUCGAGUGGGAUCCCUGGGGUGUCCCUGAUGACUAUGAAUGUGAGGUUAUAGAGAAUGAUGCUCCAGUGCCUAAGCACGUCCCCCUACAUCGACCUGGUCCUCUCCCCGAGGAGUUCUACUCGACGCUAGAGAAGUUGCAAUUGAAUUCCAAGGAGGCACCACCUGCUGUCACCUCCGGUGAGUCAAAGGCAGUGUAGCACGCUGCUGGAACUUGCAUCGAGGAACUUCCAUCAUAAGACACUAUUUUCUUGGAUCUUGUUUGUGUUUGUCAUCUUUGUAAUUUUCUGUUUCAGCCACAUUUAAAUAGAGGCUGUUUCAUUUUUAUGAGACAGUGGCUUUGAAGAACCAUUCUGCUUAAUAAUCUUUGGAACCAAUCAAAAUGAUAGGAGGAAGUUCUUUCUUCAAAUCUCUGUUUUGCCUUUCAGUUCCAAUUGAUCAAUUCCACUGUGGCGGUCCUUGCCAUCGACGGUGUAGAUUUUGGGUUUCGCUAGCAGGAACUUAUGCGUGCGUGUGUGAAGAUACAAGGUUCUCAAAGUUAUCUGCAGGACUUUUAUCUUCAUGUUACUUGAUCAUUUCAAUAUACUAUCUGGAAGAGA